UACAAGUCUACAACAAAGCAAUUGCCCCCAUUUUGUAGACCUGUUAAUUUAAUUCUUCAGGAGAAGAGCCGAAGACGAAGAGGGCUCCCGGUUGUUUCGAAAACCCUAGGGGUAGUCAAUUGCUUGAGACGCAUGCAUGUAUUAGAUUCAAUCUGUGGGGAACUCGGAAGAAGUUGUUUAUCAUUAUAGGUUCUUAUUGAUCAGGAAUCAUGGACAUAGAUGAGGAAAAUACUGUCUCCUCCUCAGCUGUUGAGCCUUCCGUUCCGCUUGCUGGUAAUGAAACUGUGGUUUCUUCAGUUGAUGCAAUCUCACUUCAGCCAGUUCAACCUGUAAUUCCGCCAAUCAUUCCAACCCCGGUCAUACCUCCUAUUGCCCCAAUACCUCCGCUCCCAGUUCCAAGACCAUUGGCACCGCUGCCUGUCCGACCUCCACUCGUCAGGCCUCCUCUACAACAGAAUGGAGGAACUACUGAUUCUGAUUCUGAUCAGGAAGAGUCAGGUUCGAACCGUGCUGCUGCAGGCUCGACUCAGGAAUAUGAGAUUUCAGAAGAAAGCAGACAGGUUAGGGAGAGGCAGGAGAAAGCGGUGCAGGAACUUCUGAUGAAGCGACGAGCGGCUGCCUUGGCAGUUCCGACUAAUGAUAAUGCUGUCCGAGCUAGGCUUCGACGGCUUGGUGAACCUAUAACUCUUUUUGGAGAGAGGGAAAUGGAGAGACGUGAUCGACUCCGGACGCUUAUGGCAAAACUUGAUUCUGAAGGCCAGUUGGAAAAGCUGAUGAAGGCUCAUGAGGAUGAAGAAGCUGCAGCUAAGGUGACACCUUCAGAACCUGAAGAAGAUAUUCAGUAUCCCUUUUAUACUGAAGGUUCACAAGCAUUACUAGAAGCCCGUCGAGAGAUUGCAAAGUAUUCUAUUGUGAAGUCAGCAUUACGCCUCCAUCGUGCAAGGAGGAAAAGGGAUGACCCAGAUGAGGAUUUGGAUGCAGAAGUAGAUUGGUCUCUGAAGCAGGCUGCAAACCUGGUCCUAGAAUGCAGCGAGAUUGGUGAUGAUCGGCCCCUUUCAGGGUGCUCAAUUUCACAUGAUGGAAAGAUGCUUGCCACCUGUUCUUUAAGUGGAGUAACCAAGUUGUGGAGCAUGCCUGAAGUAAACAAGGUUUCCGCACUGAAGGGGCAUACUGAACGAGCUACAGAUGUUGCGUUCUCUCCCACCAGUUACCUAUUGGCUACUGCUUCUGCGGACAGGACUGCAAGACUAUGGAAUGUGGAGGGGUCGGUCCUGAGAACAUUUGAGGGCCAUUUGGAUCGUCUUGCUCGGAUUUCCUUCCAUCCAUCUGGAAAGUACCUUGGUACAGCUAGCUUUGACAAGACUUGGAGGUUAUGGGAUGUAGAGACUGGUGAAGAGUUGCUUCUCCAAGAAGGUCAUAGUAGGAGUAUAUAUGGAAUAUCUUUUCAUCAUGAUGGCUCCUUAGCAGCUUCUUGCGGACUGGAUUCUCUUGCUCGUGUGUGGGACCUGAGAUCCGGCAGAAGUAUUCUUGCUCUGGAAGGCCAUGUGAAGCCUGUUCUUGGUGUUAGUUUUUCUCCGAAUGGUUAUCAUUUGGCUACUGGAGGUGAAGACAAUACUUGCAGGAUAUGGGACUUGAGGAAGAGAAAAUCGUUGUACAUAAUACCUGCUCAUUCUAACCUUAUUUCUCAAGUCAAAUUUGAACCCCAGGAGGGAUACUUUUUGGUUACAGCGUCGUAUGAUAUGACUGCUAGGGUGUGGUCUUCAAGAGAUUUUAAGCCUGUAAGGACUUUAUCUGGUCAUGAAUCGAAAGUUACAUCACUGGAUGUUGUUGGAGAUGGACAAUAUAUUGCAACUGUGUCACACGAUCGAACAAUCAAACUAUGGUCGAGUAGAGAAGCCGAGAAAGACAAGGCAAUGGAAGUUGACUGAACCGGACAUGGAUGCAACUGUAUUGCCAAGAGUUUAAUUACUUGUGAGGCUUUACAUAAAAAAGAUUCAAACUGCUUCCUCUAACUGGGUACACAUAUUAUAUGAAGUGACUCUCUCCUACACAUAAGCUUGCUCUUGUAAUUUGUCCCAUAUCCAUCACUAUGCAUUCUUGUCUAGAAUCUUAAACUCAGACCUCCCAAUUUCUCACGGCAUGUUUCCCUCCCUUUGGUUGCAUCACAUGACUCCAUUUUAUGGUUCUACAGUGAUAGCAAGGGGCUCACCUGAGUAUUGCACGGCAGAAAAAAUCAUCUAUUCGUCUUCUCUCGCUCUGCUGUUGCGUGACGAACAUGGAAACAAAGUGAUGCGGUUCUUCAGAUAUAGCAAACCACAUGAGUUAACUAUGCAUGGAGUAAUCCUGUUCAUGAUACUGGCAAAUGCUUUCAAUCUCAUAUUUGCAGUGUAAGAUGGAGAUAGAUUGACUGAUUGUUGGAAACAUUGAUGAAUGAGGGAAUGAAACAGAGGAUUUGGAGCCAUUUCUUGUUAAGUGUUGGUCAAUGGCAGUGCUCCACUGACCUGAGUCUGGAUUCUUCUGAAGGCGCAACAAUUACUGUUUGGAGAUGGACUUAUCUUAAGAGCUUAAUUUUAUUUGACAAAUCCAGACAAUACUUUAUAUUAUAAUAAUAUAUAAGGAUUAGAAAUUUGUUUUGGAUAAA
Sesamum indicum (sesame) is the source of this 2641-nucleotide messenger RNA. RefSeq names its product WD-40 repeat family protein / small nuclear ribonucleoprotein Prp4p-like protein (gene LIS). Gene Ontology annotation, biological process: mRNA splicing, via spliceosome. Gene Ontology annotation, cellular component: U4/U6 x U5 tri-snRNP complex. The record is from RefSeq and is a predicted model, not a curated record. Gene Ontology annotation, molecular function: protein binding; U6 snRNA binding; U4 snRNA binding. NCBI's taxonomy places the organism in Eukaryota, Viridiplantae, Streptophyta, Magnoliopsida, Lamiales, Pedaliaceae.